AUGGCGCCAGCUACAGCCAUGGAUGCGAGCACUUCGGUAGCUUCGCCGCUGACACCCUCUAAACGCGAAAACACCCACUCUCCGCUAUCGGGCCUCAAUGACCAAGUCAAGGCGCCAAAGACGCACGAGCUCUCGCGCAUCAACGAGUCCAGCAACGACUCUCAACCCGAUCCUAAGGGAAGCUGGAGGAGCUGGAGGCGCGGCGACGGUCUGCAGCCAUGGGAGAACGACAUCGUGCGCAGCACCGAGGUGCAACGCAAGGCCAACGUCGCUCAGCUCUACUUCCUCAGCUACUACUUUGACAACCUCCGCUACAUCGCUGAUCGCAAAGCCAGACAUGCUCGCUUCGAGGAGUCGACACGCUCGCGUGGCUUGCUGCCCGAGACCAAAGGCGCCGAACCGACGCCGGAAUAUCUCAAGGAGCGCAGCUCGUACUUUGGACGUGAACGUGUGCUGCUCCGCAAGAGGAGGACCAAGCUUCGCGUCAAUCAAUUCCAUAUCAUCACCCAGGUGGGCGCCGGUGGCUACGGAGAAGUCUUCCUGGCUCGCAAGCGUGACACGGGCGAGAUCUGCGCGCUCAAGCGACUCAAGAAGCGCAUUCUCGUCAAGAUGGACGAGGUGCGUCACGUUCUCACCGAGAGAGAUAUCCUGACGGCCACCAAGACGCCUUGGCUGGUACGUCUUCUGUACGCGUUCCAAGAUCCCGAUCACGUCUUCCUGGCCAUGGAGUACGUUCCUGGUGGCGACUUCCGCACGCUGCUGUGCAACAAUGGUGCGCUAAAAGAGGAGUAUGCACGCUUCUACAUGGCCGAGAUGCUCGUCUCGGUCAACGAGCUUCACCGUCUGGGCUACAUUCACCGCGAUCUCAAGCCCGAAAACUUCCUCGUCGACUCGAGCGGUCACGUCAAGCUCACCGACUUUGGUCUGGCUUCGGGUGCGCUCCACCCAGGCAAGAUCGAGUCGAUGAAGGCCAGACUGGAUGCUGUUAAGGACACUGACUUCGUCUAUCGCACGCCUGCCGAGCGUGGCUCGAUGUUCAAGAAGAUGAUCCAGCACACUCAACAUCGCGCCAACUCGAUUGUGGGCAGCCCCGACUACAUUGCACCCGAGAUGCUGCGAGGACGACAGUACAGCUUCGGUGUCGACUACUGGAGCUUGGGAUGCAUCCUGUACGAGUUCCUUUGUGGUUUCCCUCCCUUCAGCGGUAGCAACCCUGACGAGACGUUCGCCAACCUCAAGAACUGGCAAAAGGUGCUGCAGCGACCCGUGUACGACACGCCCGAGAAUAUGCAGUUCAACCUCAGCGACGUGGCCUGGGAUGCUAUCACCAAGCUCGUCGACACUCCCGAACGACGAUACAGCAGCCUCGAACCGGUGCAGGCGCAUCCUUUCUUCCGCUCGCUGGACCUGGGUCGCUUGCGAGAUCUCAAGGCACCCUUCAUCCCCGAGUUGGAGAACGAGGAGGAUACAGGUUACUUUGACAACUUUGACGACCCGGCUGACAUGGCUCGGUACAAGGAUGUGCACGACAAGCAGAGGAACGUCGAGGCGGUGCGCGAGAGCGGCUCGGGUGCAGGUGGGAGGGCGUUGUGGGUGGGCUUCACUUUCGGCAAGAACCACCUGGGAGCGGAUGGCAAGCCCAUGUUCCCGCCGUCGUCGUCCAAGGAUGCCUCUGACGCGUUCGCGACCAUGUUCUGA
This is a messenger RNA of Kalmanozyma brasiliensis GHG001, 1698 nucleotides long. RefSeq names its product Protein kinase domain protein. Gene Ontology annotation, cellular component: spindle pole body. Gene Ontology annotation, molecular function: ATP binding; protein serine/threonine kinase activity. NCBI's taxonomy places the organism in Eukaryota, Fungi, Basidiomycota, Ustilaginomycetes, Ustilaginales. The record is from RefSeq and is a predicted model, not a curated record. Gene Ontology annotation, biological process: peptidyl-serine phosphorylation; intracellular signal transduction. The coding region runs from base 1 to 1698 and encodes 565 amino acids. The transcript has a single exon.